AUGAAGAACAUCAUGGAAGCUAGCACAUUUAUUCUCAAGGGACAAACCAACAACUCUGAACUGCAGAUCAUUCUAUUUUUCCUCUUUCUAGUAAUCUACCUUUUUACUCUAAUAGGAAAUGUAGGACUGAUUAUUUUAGUCCUUGAAGAUCCACAACUCUACACCCCCAUGUACUGCUUCCGCUGUGCAUUGUCUUCUGUGGAUGCCUGCUAUUCCUCAGAUAUCACGCCAAAUAUGUUAGUAUGUUUUAUGUCAAAAAACAAAAUCAUUUCAUUUCAUGAGUGUGCAACACAGAUGUUCUUUGCUGUUACAUUUGGAACAACAGAAUGCUUUCUUUUAGCAGCAGUGGCUUAUGAUCGCUAUGUAGCCAUUCACAGCCCACUUAUGUAUGCAGUGAGCAUGUCUCCUAGAGUCUAUAUGUCACUCAUCAUUGCUUCCUAUGCUGGUGGGAUUCUGCAUGCUGUUGUUCUCGCAGUGACCACGUUCAGCCUGUCUUUCUGUUGUUCCAAUGAAAUUAGACAUAUAUUUUAUGAUAUACCUUCUCUACUUGCUAUUUCCUGCUCUGAAACUUAUGUAAAUGAGCUCCUGCUCUUCUUCUUUGUAAGUUCCAUAGAACUAGUCACCAUCCUGAUAAUUCUGAUCUCCUAUGCUUUUAUCUUCUUGACAAUUCUUAAAAUGAAUUCAGCUGAAGAGAGGAGGAAAGUGUUCUCUACAUGUGGAGCUUACCUCAUUGCUGUAUCCAUUUUAUAUAGCCCAAGCCUCUUCAUGUACGUAAGACCCAGUUCCAGCUAUUCCAAGGAGUACGACAUGAUAGUAUUGGGAUUCCCAUGUUCAACCCCAUCAUCUACAGUCUCAGAAAUAAAGAUGUAA
This is a messenger RNA of Myodes glareolus (Bank vole), 870 nucleotides long. Lineage: Eukaryota; Metazoa; Chordata; Mammalia; Rodentia; Cricetidae. The record is from RefSeq and is a predicted model, not a curated record.